AUGGCAGCAACUAUUCUUACUGAAAAGAUCACUCUCAACGGUACAGACGUCCCCACUAAACAGAAUUCUGAUGGAGAAGUUGUGGCAAAGGAAGAUAGUGAAUGGACAGAUGAAGAAAAGAAGAAGGUUGAACUCAAUGCCAAAGCAAUCAACCUGAUGCAUUACGCGAUCAGUUUCGAAGAGUUCAGAAAGGUGUCAAGGUGCAAAACGGCUAAAGAAAUAUGGGACAAGCUCAGACUCACUCAUGAAGGCACUAAGCAAAUGAGGGAAACCAGAAUUGGCAUGCUGAUGAAGGAAUAUGAAAUAUUCAGUAUGAAGGAGGAAGAGAGUAUCGAUCAAAUAUUCGAAAGGUUCAGAAUAAUCAUCAACAAUCUAGACACAAUGGGAAGGAACUACUCUGAAGAAACUCUAGUGAGAAAGAUCCUGAGAAGUCUUACUAAGAAAUGCAAAGUAAAAAGCACAGCCAUCUCUGAAAGGAAUGAUUUGAUCAAAAUCACCUAUGAUGAGCUGAGAGGUAAGCUGCUGGCCUAUGAAACCACUCACAUGUCUUAA
Molecule: messenger RNA, 552 nt
Organism: Arachis duranensis
Lineage: Eukaryota; Viridiplantae; Streptophyta; Magnoliopsida; Fabales; Fabaceae
Exons: 1
Coding region: 1-552 (183 amino acids)
Source: RefSeq, a predicted model, not a curated record